GCCACCCUGUGGCCCAGCUGUUUGGUGGAACGCAAACAAAUUCAUUAAUUUCAAUUUCACCGGUUAAAGUGCUUGCAUUAACUUAAGUAUUAACUAAACUUAAGUGCUAAUCGAUAAUAGGCAGUAAAGACGUAUAGGGCUCACACUAAGCAAUACGAUCUGGUCGCGCCGAGUGGGGAAGACUUGAAAAUGGAAAAACAACAGCACCUCUUGCCGCUCCCGGAAUUGCACGACGACAAGCACAGGCACAAACAGUCCAAUGGCGAGAACAGCAAUCGCUUCCGGCCGCCCAAGUACAAGACGCGCGGCUACGUCGCCGUGGACAACAACAACCUGAACCGGAGCCAAUCGCUGGGCUCCUGCAGCGCCAACAGUUCCCAGAUCGCCCACGCCAUCUCCUUCCGGGACGCAGGAUGUCCGGAUGCCAGCACUCUGCCCUCGUCCCCGGUCCAGGCGGAGCUGAGCAGCCUGUCGCUGUCGCACUUCGAGAGCUGCUUCGAGCGGCUGGCCAAACUGGGCGAGGGAUCCUUCGGCGAGGUCUUCCAGGUGCGCGAUCGCACCGACGGCCGGCUGUACGCCGUGAAGAUCUCCAAGCAGCUGUUCCGCGGUGAACAGUACCGCGCCGAGCGACUGGAGGAGGUCCGACGAUACGAGGAGUUCUCCGGCCACGAGAACUGCAUCCGGUUCAUCCGCGCCUGGGAGCAGUACGACCGGCUGUACAUGCAGAUGGAGCUGUGCCGCGAGAGCCUGGAGCAGUACUUGCUGCGCUGCCAAAGAAUUCCCGAGGAGCGCAUCUGGCACAUCCUGCUGGAUCUGCUCAGGGGCCUGAAGUCGCUGCACGACCGGAAUCUCAUCCACCUGGACAUCAAGUUGGACAACGUGCUGAUUGGCGAGGAUGACGAGACGUGCAAGCUGGCGGACUUUGGCCUGGUAAUCGAUGUGGACAGGGCCAAUAGCCACCACGCCACGGAGGGAGACUCCAGGUACAUGGCUCCCGAGAUCCUGCAGGGCCACUUCUCCAAGGCAGCGGAUAUCUUCAGCCUGGGCAUCGCCAUGCUGGAGCUGGCCUGCUACAUGGACCUGCCUUCGAAUGGGCCGCUUUGGCACGAACUAAGACAUGGCAUACUGCCCGAGGAGUUCAUAAACAAAAUAUCCCUGGAGCUACAGUCGGUGAUUAAGUCCAUGAUGAUGCCUGAUCCUGCGCAAAGGCCCACAGCGGAUCAACUACUCUCCCAUCCCAAGCUGCAGCACCUGCAACAGAAGCGCAAGUCGCUAAUGAAUCUCAGUAUGCUGUCGCGAAGUUUGAGGCGAUCACGACGCGCCGUCUGGGGAAGAAUGUGCAAUUGGAAAACGGCCGCCUUUCGUUAUCUCCUCUACUUCCUGGAAGUCCUGCAUCUUUGCAAGCCCAUCGCUCCCUCGCAGCCCAGGAUCAACAUUGUUCCCACCUCGCCCUCGACCAAAGGAGUGCCUCCAGUGCCCCGGGUGGAGAUGCAGCUGGUUGGAUCCACACCAAUUGCCAAUCGCGACUGUUACGCUUCCGAUUUUCUUUCCGGCGACGACGCACUGGACCUGUCCAAUCAGGGUUCACCCGAUGUAAUGAAUUCCACACCACUGAACACCAACCAGGGAAAAUCUCGAAUGGAUUUACUAAAAAAUAACGUGGACUCGCUGGGCAGGUUCGUCCAGGUGCACGACUUCGAAAGUCCCUGCUCCGCUUUGUCUUCCGCGAAGGUCCUCGACACUUCCUCGUUCCGGCGCAAAAAGCUCUUCGUCCUGGAAUUCGACGACGAGUGAAUGCGGAAGCAACGAAAAAUUGAAACUCAUUGAAUUUAUGAUACAAACAAUAUCAGUUACGAAACACAUACCAGAUACAUAUGGCAACAGAAUAUAUCGUUAAUUGUAUUUAGCUUAGUUGUAGACCGUAGAG
Molecule: messenger RNA, 1927 nt
Organism: Drosophila biarmipes
Lineage: Eukaryota; Metazoa; Arthropoda; Insecta; Diptera; Drosophilidae
Product: membrane-associated tyrosine- and threonine-specific cdc2-inhibitory kinase
Exons: 4
Coding region: 190-1794 (534 amino acids)
Biological process (GO): protein phosphorylation
Molecular function (GO): ATP binding; protein kinase activity
Source: RefSeq, a predicted model, not a curated record